AUGCGAGCACUUCAUGAAUUCCAUGCCAUUUUGUGUCCUCGGAAGGAUCCGUGCUCAGCAAUGGGUGCAUUUCAAGAACAUACACGCCAUACGAACGAUAUUUUUUUACUUGCAGCAAAAGUAAUUGCCCGUGUACUCUCGCGGUAUCUCGUGUGGCGAGACAUUGCCAAGGCACGUGAACCCAUUGACAUGUUUUACAAGAAACCGUGGUGGGAAGUGGUCGUUGUAGAGCACGAUGAACCUUUAUCACUGCCUCGUGAAUUUCGAAAUAGCGAGGAAACGUCGGGUCAGAUUACGGCAUGUGAGAGUGAGAAGACAAACAGUGACAGCGGAGAUAGCAGCAGCAGUUACGAUGACGGCUCACCUAAUGAUAUCAAAGAUAUUGAUAACGAAGAGAAAGCUGUCUUGCCCAAGGCUAAUGGAAGUGUUAUCGCUCAAGCAGGCAAGUUACGACAGGAAAAGUCACAAACUAAGGAAAAGGAAGGGGAUUGGAUGGCAAACACUAGUGGCACCUUGGGAAAUGGAUCGACGAAGGCGCAAUGUUUACAGGAGGUACUAACGAUGACACACCAGUUACUAAUCGACGCACUAGAGUGCAACCUAGUGCGACUUGAGCGUGAAGGCCAACUACGUGACGUGACGGUGGAGGAAAUCUGGCGUCAUUGUUCAAGUCUUUUGAGUUUCGAGUUUUUUACUGCUCAGAUCGGCCUCUUCGAAAUGAACAACGUAAGUAUGGAGAUCGACCAUCCGUUCCAUGCCUUUAUAGAUAUCCUGGAUCCAGACGUGCAGCACGAAGUGACUGCAGCAGGAACUGAUGGCCAAAACAAUUGCACGUCACCACAAUUAAACAGUGAGGAGCAGGCUCUGAUUGCUAGCGUACGACGCGUGCUACAAUGGGAGGAAGAGCGCAUUCAGCUGCUGCAGGUACAGGAGCGUCUGGAAAGGAACGGCACCGAAGUGGAUCCUGGCUUUGAUCCCUUGAUGCCUUUGGGUUAUCCUUGCAUUGAAGGCACAGCGCUCUUUCCAAUCAUUUGCACGAUGAAUCACAGUUGUGACCCGAACUGCACUGUGCUUUACACGAAGAAUGGUGACGCGCAUGUGGUGGCUAUCCGUGACAUUCAAAAAGGUGAGGAGCUCUGUAUCUGCUACAUCGAUGUUGACAUGGAUGUGCAAACGCGUGAAGCAAAUUUACGCGAGUACAAGUUCAAAUGUUUUUGCCCGCGGUGCGUCCUGGAGCGACAACAAUUAGAGCGACAAAGACCUGGACAGGACCAACGAGCAAGUUUUGCAACAAAUGAGCAAACAAGUUUACAUGCAGGGAAGCAAGCUCGACGUUCUAGUCCUGAAAACCAAAAACUGAAAAAGAAAUCGAAGACGAAACGCGACGCCCAGUCGUGUCUUGCUUAG
Molecule: messenger RNA, 1407 nt
Organism: Peronospora farinosa
Lineage: Eukaryota; Oomycota; Peronosporomycetes; Peronosporales; Peronosporaceae
Source: the annotation of a GenBank genome assembly